Setaria italica (foxtail millet) is the source of this 2366-nucleotide messenger RNA. RefSeq names its product mucin-5AC. The coding region runs from base 320 to 2053 and encodes 577 amino acids. Gene Ontology annotation, cellular component: cortical microtubule. The record is from RefSeq and is a predicted model, not a curated record. Gene Ontology annotation, biological process: cortical microtubule organization. NCBI's taxonomy places the organism in Eukaryota, Viridiplantae, Streptophyta, Magnoliopsida, Poales, Poaceae. The transcript is spliced from 5 exons.
AGAGGCGCAAAGCUUCACGCUCGCCCACGCAGCCCCUCCACCACCACCACCAGCAGCGCCGUCCCCCUCCGCGCCCCUGCUCCCCUCGCCUCGGCAUCUCUAGCGCACGCAGACGCAGCGCAUCUCUAGGCGGCGGAGGGAGGGCGGAGCGGCACCUCGCCCCCGGCCGCGGCAUUUGAGGAAGGAAGGAAGCGUCAUUGGUUGCGGGAAGGGAGGCAUUGGAUAGAUCGAAGCUUCUGGAACCUCCUGCCGGAUCCGGAUCCGGACCCGGCGCUGCCCACCGCCAGAGUUUGGGACAGCAAGGUAGCUGUGCUCUGCGAUGGAGGACCUGUUGGGUUCGGAGAUCGGGAAGAACGACUAUGACUGGCUUCUAACUCCGCCUGGGACCCCACGUGUUCCUGCACUGGAGGUUGCUGAGAAAACACCAUCCCCAAAUAUAUUACCGAAGCGCACUACCACUAGAUCAUCCUCGACUACUAGAGCAUCUAGGCUUUCAGUGUCUCAAACAGAGAAUGGGCAUUCAACAGUUCCCACUAGACCAGCAAGGAGUAAUUCUGUCAGCAGACCUUCUAUCCAGUCUACUCUCAUGAAUGGCAACAACAGGACUUCAGUUCUCAAUACAAGCAUUUCAUCAGUCACUUCAAGACCUACAACCCCUAGUAGGCGAAACACCACUGCUGCUGCACCAAAACAAUCAGUUCCAGCUUCGCGUCCAGUGCCUGCAAGAUCCUCUACUCCUGUUAAAACUCGUCCAUCUACACCAGCCAAAACUCGUCCAUCUACUCCGACAAGAACUCGUCCAACAGCCCCAAACUCUUCAACUGAGUCAGCUGCUGCCAAGACCACAUCCGCACAUAAUUCAAGGCCAUCAACUCCAAAUUCUCGGUCCCGUAUAAUUCCCAGUUCAUCUUCUGGUCCAACUCAUGCAAUAAGUCGCCCGAGCGCAUCUUCUGGUACAAUGAGCCGACCAGGGUCUUCCUCAGGCAAUGUUCCUGGUAUAAGCCGUGCCACCUCAUUGUCCUCAAGUUCUGUUCCUUCGAUGAGCCGUUCCAGCUCGCGAUCAUCUACACCUACACGUCAACCUGCAAUUCGUUCAUCAGCACCAGCUAUUGGUCGCUCUCCUUCUGUUGGACGGAGCUCUAGUAUCAGUAGUUUUACAUCUGUCUCCCGGUCUGCAAUCAGUAAUGGGCGGAACUCAGCACCUUCAUCAGCUCCGUCAUCUCGUCCAAGUUCUCCGAAUCCACGACCCCGAGCACCAGUGCGGCCACUUGAUAUCCCUGAUUUCCCAAAUGAAACUCCACCAAAUUUAAGGACAAAAUUGCCUGAAAGACCACUAUCUGCUGGCAGAUCAAGGCCAGGAAUGGCUUUAGGCAUAAGGUCAACCCCAAAUACUGAACCUUCAGCUACAUCAGCACAUGUGAAGAAGGUCUCUGUGCCUGCUGUGACUAGAAGUAAAUUUUCUGAUGCAUCAUCAAAGACACCUAGUCUCACAAAUGGACACCAAAAUCGGCAAGCUGAAAGGUCUGUUAUUGACAGUCAACCUAACAGACACUCACGGCCUGUCACUGGCACUGAUAAUGGAUUUGGGAGAUCGAUAUCAAAGAGGUCACUUGACAUGGCUAUCAAGCACAUGGACAUUCGGCAGAAUUUGGGUGGCAUUCGUGGUGCAUCCCUGUUUCCCCAGAGCAUCCGCUCAGCUGCUGCCAAGGCCCGGCCAGCUCGGGCGUCAGACCCAGGUCUUGGCAUCUCAAACGGCGACCGGCACUACACCGACAACGGAAGCAGCGUGAACGGGCACCUCUCCGGGGACUCGAACGGGGCUCCCUCGCGCAACGGUGGCAGCUCAACUGACUCGCCGGACAGGGCGAGCGUCGGGACCAAGGAGACCCUGAGCGAGCUGGACAUCUACGGCAGCUCGCGCUACGAGGCGAUGCUGCUGCGGGAGGACGUGCGGAACACCAGCUGGCUGCACGGCUUCGACGACAAGCCCGAUCAGAGCCCGCUGUUCGACCACCGGUUCGAGCCGCUGCCGGAGCCCUUCAGCCCGCUAUGACAAAACCUGCCGCUUGUAAAGUUGUUCUGGUCGUCACGUUCACUUCGUUCUGUGCCCCGUCGUGCUGCAAGAUGUGUAUGGUUUCAGUCUGUUUUUCUUGUUCUAUAGUUGGUUGGUUCUGCACUUUCACCCUGCCCGCAUUUCUGGAAGACUGGAACCGAUGAGACGGGAGAGAUUGCGGGGUCAGGGUCCCUGGAGAUUGGGUUUCCACUUCCCACGAAUUGUUGUACUACUGAAAGAAGAAAAGGAUAUAAAGGAACAGAAACAGUAAAAGAUUUGUAAGUUAUAUUGUAAUGAAUCUUGGAUGCUCACU